Messenger RNA from Talaromyces proteolyticus, 2211 nucleotides. RefSeq lists its product as uncharacterized. NCBI's taxonomy places the organism in Eukaryota, Fungi, Ascomycota, Eurotiomycetes, Eurotiales, Trichocomaceae. The transcript has 2 exons. The record is from RefSeq and is a predicted model, not a curated record. The coding region runs from base 1 to 2211 and encodes 736 amino acids.
AUGGUUAAUUCCAAGUUCACAAUACUGGUAUUUGCUAGCUCAGCCCUUGCUGCUGUUGCUCCAAGAGAUGCUAGCGAGGCUAGCCAUGAUCAUCCUGGAGGUCCCGAGGAAUAUCACCUUCCUUCUCUGCUUGCACCAUGGGGUCCUCCUCAUCCUACACCAUCCGAUCAUUCUGCUGGUGGACAUCAAGAUUCGGGUUACUUCCCACCUCCGGACUUUCCUAUCUCUACAGCACCAGACGGUCCACACCCUACUGCUACUGGUGGUGCUCCAUCUGGUGCUCCAUCAAAAGAAGAAUCGAGUUACCCACGCCCACCAACGUCAAUUUAUUUCGCAUCUAAACCUCCAGGAAAUAUCUCCCCGCCAAACAGUGAGGGUGCUACACCACCUUCAUUCGGCUAUGCUCCAUCAGGAGUGACACAGUCUUUCCACCCAGCUGCUCCUUCUAGCCAUGCACCACCACCUUCAUCCAGCUAUGCUCCAUCAGGAACGACACAAUCUUUCCAUCCAUCUGCUCCUUCUAGCCAUGCACCACCACCUUCAUCCAGUUAUGCUCCUUCUGGCUAUGCACCACCGCCUUCAUCCGGCUAUGCCCUAUCAGGAACGACACAAUCUUUCCAUCCAUCUGCUCCUUCUGGUUAUGCACCACCACCUUCAUCCGGCUAUGCUCCAUCAGGAACGACACAAUCUUUCCACCCAGCUGCUCCUUCUAGCCAUGCACCACCACCUUCAUCCGGCUAUACUCCAUCAGGAACGACACAAUCUUUCCACCCAGCUGCUCCUUCUAGUUAUGCACCACCACCUUCAUCCGGCUACACUCCAUCAGGAAUGACACAAUCUUUCCACCCAUCUGCUCCUUCUGGCCAUGUACCACCACCUUCAUCCGGUUAUGUUCCUUCUGGCCAUGCACCACCACCUUCAUCCGGCUAUGCUCCAUCAGGAACGACACAAUCUUUCCACCCAGCUGCUCCUUCUGGUUAUGCACCACCACCUUCAUCCGGCUAUGCUCCAUCAGGAACGACACAAUCUUUCCACCCAGCUGCUCCUUCUAGCCAUGCACCACCACCGGGAUCGUCUCAUACUAGACCCCCUCCACGCCCCUCCAGUGAUCCAGUUCGACCUCUUUCAUCCUUCAUUCAGUCGCCUUAUCCUCAAGCAAGCUAUCUAGCCCCUCCACAUCCUUCUCACGAUGUAUCCCCUGGCUCGCAAUCUUAUGAACAACCUAAACCGCCACAACCAUCUGGUGAUCAUCCCCCAUAUCCUCCUCACUCCGCUCCUGCGGAGCCUUCAAAGCCAAUGGAAGGACCACAUCCCAAAGAGCCCACUGGACAUCCUGAAACUCCGGGUCCACAUGGGUCUUAUGGCGCCCAGCCGCCUCAUCCAUCCCUACCAGGUGGUGAGCCACCUCACACAAUUCCAGAAGGACCUCCCGGAGGUGCACAUCCAACAGAGCCUGACCAUGAAGGAGCUCCACCAUUCGUUGGAGUAGGAGGCCCGCCCCAAUCAGGACCUCACUAUGAAGGGCCACCGCCGUUUGUUGGAGCUGGAGGGUCACCCCCAGUAGAACCAAAACAUGAAGUUCCACCGCCAUUUUUUGGAAUAGGAAGCCCCCCCCCGUUCCCUUGUCCCUGUGCAAUGGAACACGGAGGAUUUCCUACAGAACCAAAGGGGCCAUUUUCCUACCCUGCAAGCCCAUCUGAGCAUGCCGGUGGGCCACCUCCCCAUCCGGAUGGCAACCCUCAGGGAGAGCAAGAGCCACAUCCUACUGGAUAUGCUGCUGAUCAGCAAAAUCCCCAUCCCAACGGCAAGCCCGAAGAAGGUCAUGAAGGCUAUCCCACACCUCCGUGUCCGUCCGGUCAUCCAGAGCAUCCCCAGAUGCCCCACCCGCCAUCACCAGCUCUAGGCUUAGGCUCUCAUGAAUCUGGUGCUCUUCCAGAAGCUGGUAAAUCUGGAGCUGAACAACCCGAGAAACCUCGUAAUUCAGCUGCUGCUCCAGCGUAUCCAUCAUCUACUGUGUCGAAAGAGCCGUCUGGUCGCCCUUCUCGGCAUGCCGCACCAACAAGUUCACAACCAACCCAGAGGGCCACGAAUGCUCCAGGCCCAGAAAAGUCAUCUGUUCACCAUUCUAGCGAUGCUUCAUUGUCAAAAGUGUUUUCAACUGGCCUACUGAGCGUCGCCGUUGGUGUUUUCUUGGUGCCAUUCUUCCUCUAA